Pseudopipra pipra is the source of this 5579-nucleotide messenger RNA. It is a transcript of the gene TMPRSS13, whose product is annotated as transmembrane serine protease 13. Gene Ontology annotation, molecular function: protein binding; serine-type endopeptidase activity. The transcript is spliced from 13 exons. The coding region runs from base 2990 to 4417 and encodes 475 amino acids. Gene Ontology annotation, biological process: proteolysis. Gene Ontology annotation, cellular component: membrane. NCBI's taxonomy places the organism in Eukaryota, Metazoa, Chordata, Aves, Passeriformes, Pipridae. The record is from RefSeq and is a predicted model, not a curated record.
CACGAUGCCUCUGCCUUUGCUGCUUCAUUACGAAAUGAGAUGUUAAAAGCACAACAAAGGUGAGUGUUAGCACUGAGGGUGAUCUGUCACAGGGAUUUUACAGAGCACAGCACCAUGUCCUGUCCUGCCAGCUGCUAAAUCCAGCCAGGUUCCAUCCAGCCCUGGAGCCCCAGGAGAGGGUUCUGGCUUUCCCUUCCUUUGGGCUCAGCCUGUACCCUCCCGUUUCUUUCCCCGUGUAUGGGGCUGAGUGACAAUUUCUGGGUUAUUCUGUGUCCUGCAAACACCUACACACAUCUCAAGUCCAGUGUGGCAGGGGGCUGUCGCUGUCCCCAGGGCUCUGGUAGCCCCCCAGGUAUGGCCAUGACUCACGUGGCUGUGGGGUCUGGCCCCACAGUGAUGUCCUGCCUGUCUGGUGAUGCUGACACCUGAAUUACCACCCCCCCCCAGGGGCUGUGAGUCCUCUGCUUUGCCUUCUGGCAGGUGGGAUUACAGGAGAGCUUGCUUGAGGGUUUUCCUGGAGCCCUCAUGUGAUGGGGAGUGAUUCACCCCAAGAAGAGGAAUUUCCCGCUGGGGAAUAAGUGGAAAAGACACAGAUAAAAAGAGUAAGAGGAACCAAAAGUGCUCGGGACAGACUCAGAGAGCAUCAUGUCAGGCCUGGCUUGGUGGGCACAGAGGUGCAGGACCUCAGGUUCCUCCUUGAAGAAUCAUCUUAAAUGCUUUAAGUGGAAGAUUUCUGCUGUUUUCCCUGACUCGUCCUUCCUGCUAAAGGCCAAGGGCUUCCACAAACUUGCAGCCUGGUCAGAGCACCAGCAGCAGAUGCCUUCCUGCCCUGGGUUUAUUCCCCAGUCUUCAGCAGGUCAGCUGCUGUCCUAUCACUCUGCCAUCAGCUCCUGAGUCAGAUCUGGCAGCCACUGAACUCAAAGAGUCCUGAGAUGAAGCACAGCCCAUCCCACACAAAGCCACAGCUUGUGUUUUGUGUAAAAUAAUGACAACUAAAAGCAACAGGACCAAAAAUGAGGGAAGAGGGAGCUUUGUGGAAAAGGCACCACGGGGCUGGUCCUGUGGGUGAGGCGGUUCAGAGGCUUGGGAGAAGGGGUUAGCGAUUUAAGGGAAAAUGAAACAGGCUGAGGAGAACUGAGAGUUCUGCAGAAGGCUGGGAUGGUGCGUGGCACAGGCACCCUGGGGGACUCGGUCUGGCACCUGAGCUGCUGCACGGUGGGCAGUGUGACCUGUGGGUGAUGUGGCUGACCCUGAAAUAUCUCCUGGUGGACACAGCACAGAGAAACCCGGGCCAUGGACGGCUGGGUCUGUGCUUCCCUAGCCGGUGUCCCUCGGGAAGUUUUCCCAGGGUGACAGAGGGGUCAGGCAGGGAUGCUGCACUGUUCAGUGCAGGGCUGGGGCCGGAGGGCUGGGUCUGCACAGUCCUGCCGCAGGACAGGAGCAGAGUGAUCCUCUUCCCUCCCCAAUUCCCUCGUGCCUGGAGGUUGGAGCGGAGCGCGGAGGAGCCGCCGGGCUCUCCUGGGCUGGUGGAGCCAGCUCUGGCUGUGGGUGCUAUUAUCACCUCUGUGCUAGCUGGGAGGGCAGGAGGGUGCUGCAGGGCUCACAGCAGCAGUUACCAGCAGGCAAGGGUGAGGAUUUCACCUGGGAGGUGUUGUGCUCGCUGACAUUUACCAUCAGGCUGCUGGGGUCAGGCCGGACACACUGUUCUCUGUGACUUGUUUUCUGUAGGUGGCUUUGUAGAAACGCCAGCAAGUAGUGAAUGAUUCCUGGAGUUGUCACCUGGAGCUGCUUUCUGAAAAUCCCUUUUGAAGAGGAUGUGGCAGCUCCUGUGGACAUGGCUGGCUGGCUCAGGGCUGGCUGGGGAUGCAGCUCAGUGCUUGGCCAGCCCCAGUACCCAGCAGGCUCAGCCUGCAGAGGCACGGAGGAACCACAAAGAGCAAACAAAAAACCCCCAAACCCACUUCUGCCUGUGAAAACUGCAGAGGAGCGUGCUGUGGAGUGAGGGCUGGCUCAGAAACCCCCCAUGGAAGAUGGGAUUCCCAGAACAGGAGGAAACAGUGGGAUCUAGCACAGGCUUUGCAGCAGGGUUUCUCCAAGCUUGGAUGUCCCUGCUUGUCUCGUCCUUCCGACGAGCAGGUGUGGGUGGGGAGCUGGAUGAAUAAGGGACUUACUCUAUGAAUAAUGCCAGGAGAAAUGUGUGGCAGUGAGGGUCGUGGGUCUGGAUAUCAGAGAGCACACAAUGCAGCUGGGCCUUUUUCUUUAAUCUGGUUAUUUCUAUCUGUUUCCACCUGAGUUCUUGGUUAAGCAAAGCAUCCCCAGCUUGUGCCUGAAGGGCAGGCAGGAGGCUGCUGCUGGCUGCUGGCAAAAGGAUCACUUCAUUAGUAAAGGAGUGAAAAGGCCUCUAGAGAAACUAGAGGGAAACUGCAUUUCAUUUCCCUCGGAACAGGGAAUUCUUGACUUAUGGGUCACACCAGAGAGGUUUUCCUGGGGUUGGGCAUGGCUGUGCAUCCCCUCCUCUCCCAUCCUCAGCUGGCACGCUUAGCCCUUGGCUGGACUGGAGAGGUUGUGGGUGAAUGUCUGGUGGGCACAGAGUGAAGAAGGGGGGAAUUGGGUGGGCAGGCAGCCAGGAGAGCAGCAAAGAACUCCUGGAGACCAGGGAGAUCAGGAUACCACCAUCCCCUGGGGCCAGGGGAGAUCUCACCUGCUGCCAGACUCCCGCCCCUCUGGCCACGGGCAGGGUCCCACUCCCACUGCCGGGGCGGCCGGCACAGGGGCAGGUGUUUUGCAUGUUGUGCCCGGAGCAGUUGGGAAACCGGCAGCGGUGGAGCCGGGCGGCAGGUCCGACUGGUUUCCCUCCGCGCUGGCACUGACGUACGAGCCGCUCUCCAAACAGCUCCUGCCCCGUCCCCGGCACCCGGCUGUGCUCGGCCCCGCGCUGCGCGGGAUGGCCGUGCCGGAGCUGUGAGCCCAGCCCAGCCCGCAGCGGCCCAUGGACGGCAAAACCCCUCCGACCACUGCAUCACUGGGCAGUGUCCCCUCCAGCCUCCAUGCCUCCACGGUCAGCAGCAUCUUCGGCGCCCGACCCCCGCAGCCCCAGGAGAGCGUCCUCGGCAUCAGCUUCAAACCCUACAGCCCCGAGGCCAGCCCGGCCCCCACGCCCUGCACGGCCUGGGAGAGCACACGAUCCUCCAUGUUCAGAGCUCCCUGCAUGAGCCAGCGGCGGCUUGUGCUCAUCUUCUGCGUCUCCGUCCUCAUCGUGCUGCUCAUCGCCCUCAUCCUGCUGUUUAUGUUCUGGCGGUCGCAGACGGGCAUCGUGUACAAGGAGCCGGCCGAGAGCUGCAAGGACAGCGCCGUGCGCUGCGACGGCGUCGUCGACUGCUCCCAGCGCAGCGACGAGCUGGGCUGUGUGCGCUUCACAUCCGAGGAGUCCUUGCUCCACGUCUACUCCAGCACCGAGAGCCAGUGGCUGCCGGUGUGCAGCAGCGCCUGGGACGAGUCCUUCUCCAGGAAGACCUGCCGGCAGCUGGGGUUUCAGAAUGCAUCUCAGACCGAAUACAUCCCCCUGCGUGUCUCUGGCAAGAGCCUCACGGUGACUGACGAGCGAGAGACCAUCCAGCAGAGCCUCAACAGCUCACAGUGUCUCACGGGAAAGUACGUCUCCCUCCGAUGCACAACCUGUGGGCAGAGGAUUUCUGGCCGGAUCAUCGGGGGAAAGGAGACCUCUGUGAACAAGUGGCCGUGGCAGGUCAGCGUGCAGUACGGGCCCAUCCACAUCUGCGGCGGCACCAUCAUCGACGCGCAGUGGGUGCUCACGGCAGCCCACUGCUUCUUCAUGAACAGCAUGAAGAUCCUGGACGACUGGAAGGUGUACGGGGGGGUGUCGGACCUGAAGCAGCCCAUGGAGGGCAUCCCUGUGUCCCAGGUCAUCAUCAACUCCAACUACAGCGACGACCACGACGACUACGACAUCGCCCUCAUGAAGCUCUCCAGGCCACUGACGCUCUCAGCCCAUGUUCGCCCAGCCUGCCUCCCCACGUACGGCCAGCGAUUCCAGACCGGCAGGUCCUGCUUCAUCACGGGCUUUGGGAAGACCAGGGAGAAUGAAGAUAACACGUCCCCGAAGCUGCGGGAGGCCGAGGUGAAGCUCAUCGACUACAAGAUCUGCAACAGCGACAAGGUGUACGAGGGCUACCUGACCCCCAGGAUGAUGUGUGCCGGGUACCUGCAGGGAGGCAAAGACGCCUGUCAGGGUGACAGCGGAGGGCCCCUGGUCUGCGAGGACAAUGGCCGCUGGUAUGUGGCUGGGGUGACGAGCUGGGGAACAGGAUGUGGCCAGAAGAACAAGCCUGGAGUUUACACCCGGGUGACAAAGCUCCUCAGCUGGAUAUACAGCAAAAUGGAGAGCGAGAACGACUAAAACCAGGAUGGACACUUGCCUGGGCUGUACCUCUCCAGCUGGCACAGGCCACUGCCCCGGGCUGCUGCCAGGGCAUGAUGCUACCAGCCCAUCCCACACCUCUCUGGACUGUCUGUGCAGCCAGGGACCUGUCGCUGCCCCCGAACUCUGAAAACACGGCGCCUGUGAAGUGACUCUGCCCUCUCCUUGUGCCAGGGGGUGACCUGGUGGCAGCUGGGCACAGCACCCAGCCAGCCCCAGGGGGACACAGCCCAUGCUGGCAGCUGGCCGUGCUGGCUGGGGGCACCUCCUCACCCCAUGUCUGUGGUUCUCCUGUAAAUAGACCUGUCUGGACGGGGUGUCACGAGUGCUUCCUGGCAGGACUGUGGCACCCUCAGCGGGCGAGGUGCCUGCAGUGGCAGUGGGGUGCCCACGUUGAGGGAACACUCCUCGUGCCAGAUCACAGCUGUGCCACCUUGGGGUGCGGGAUGGGGCAGCUGUGCCCACCCUGCCCACACCUACGGCUUUCCCACGGAGGGGAGCCCCGAGGUGCAGUUAUUCCACCCUCCGGGAGGAGCGGCCGGUGCUCUCGUGUUUGUGGAUAGAUUUAGGAAGUGCCUGAUGUUCCUCCCUGUGAGAGAAAUACCUGUUUGUUUAUUUUUCCUUGCCGUGGAUCUGGUCUGAGCCAGAGCUCCCCCCAGGACCGCAGCCAGCCUCGGUCCCCACCCUGCUCUGGGGAGGACUUGGCAACAGAGUGGGGCAGGUCUGAGCUCCGGGGGUGGCUGCAGGAGGUGUGACCAAAGCCAGCAGCAGCAGCCAAAGGCCAAGCUGGAGUGUGAUGCAGAGCAGCCACCCUCCCGGGCAGCACCCAGCGUGAGCCAGCCCUGGAUUCCCCUGCUGUGAGCUCAGUGGCCGUGCUGGAUUGCUGCCUCCGGCUCCCAGCACGCAGGGAUGGCCCAGCCAGCCUCACCCCCCUGGCCACGCUGGAGCAGGGACACCUUUCCCUCAAGGAAACUGGUGCCUGCAUCUCCUUGUGGAUGCUGGGGGCACACGAGGCGCCGUGGGAGAUCCCCAUGGUGAGCAGGGCUGGCUGCUCCUCUCCCCAGCCACAUGUUCAGCUGCAGAAGGGUCCUGGAUUGCCUGGCCACCCUGCACUCUUCUAAUAAAUGUUUUAGUAGUGUUC